Messenger RNA from Uranotaenia lowii, 2423 nucleotides. It is a transcript of the gene Nprl3, whose product is annotated as GATOR complex protein NPRL3. The transcript is spliced from 3 exons. Lineage: Eukaryota; Metazoa; Arthropoda; Insecta; Diptera; Culicidae. Gene Ontology annotation, biological process: TORC1 signaling; positive regulation of autophagy; negative regulation of TORC1 signaling. The record is from RefSeq and is a predicted model, not a curated record. Gene Ontology annotation, cellular component: GATOR1 complex. The coding region runs from base 157 to 2028 and encodes 623 amino acids.
AUUAAGCGCAUCACGAGUUGUUUUGAUCAGGUGAGGCGGGUUUUGAUUUACUUGCGUAUCAACUUUCUGUUUUGCACACAUAAGUAAAAGUUCUUAUCAAAAUCAAUGUUGAUUUAUCAGUAAACGUUAGAAAAGUUAGCUUUCUUACCUCACGCCAUGGAAGUGAAUCCGCUCAGCAUAAUCCUGGUCAAGUCAGACAGCAAAGGGGACCGGCUGUUGUUUCGAUACCCGUACAGCGUAUCGCAGCAGUUUCAGACUAGUGUGGUUCCCAACCGGAAAACGCCGUACUCGAUCCUAAACAACAGCGAUGAUGUCCUCCAAAAUGCUCCACCCACGGUGACCAACAUUUGCUUUGAUCAACUAUACGGAAUAUCGGAUGAUGUGCUGGCCACGCUGUUUGCAGUGAAGUCGGAGUUGUGCAAUCAGAAGUUCGAGCUUAAAGUUAACGAUGUUCGGUUCGUGUCGCAUCCAACCCUAAUGAAGGUCGACAACGAGGACCAGAAGAAUGCUUCUUAUUUUCGGAUUAACAUUGUUUUUGCCUUGCAUGCUCAAGCGAGCUAUUCGAUAGUCAAAUGCUACUACGAACUCAGUAAACGAAUAGGAGUGGCUCUGUUGUAUGAGGAGAGGCGAGCGGGUUAUCUUUCGAAUGAAAUGAAGAUCAUGGUUUCGAGCAUCGACGAGAUGGCAGCCGCUGCGCAAGAGCUUGAAUUCGGAAGUAAUGGAAAUAUCAAUGUGUUUGAUAAUAUAUUGAAGGAUUGUACCUUGGCCCAGUUUAUCAAGACAAUUUAUCACGAUCUCUGUACGACCGGCCUUCUCAAUGUGACUAUGAAUCAGUCAGUAACGCUUAGUUUUUGUCUACCACAGAAAGCACACCAGUUCCAUAAAAAGGGUGUGGUCGUUGAACCAGAGGCCAUCGAUAAGUGUCUCCAUGCACUGAAACCCUACCAUGGGAUGUUACUCUUGGUGGACCCCUCCGAAUUAUUGGAUUGUGUGCCACCAUCCGGUGCUCGUAUGCUUUUGCAACUAAUUGAGGCGUACAAUCCACUGAAAAGUUUACAAAACAUGGCUUCGGAUGCCGACCUCAUAAUAGAUCAUGUUUAUCAGCUGGUAGGUCAUCUGGUAUACUGGGCCAAGGCAACGAUAAUUUAUCCACUUUGCGAAACCAAUGUGUAUGUGAUAGCACCGGAUGCACAACUUAACAUUCAUUCAAAUUUAUCGGAUAAAUUUUCAACCAAAUUCCCUGGUGACGUGCUAUUUGAAGUGAUUAGCGAUUUUUCGCUUCCAACGUCGAUAGGGCAUUUGACAACACCACUGCAGCAUCCCGCCAGACAGGGUCGAUUGGCUCAGAUGGUUCUGUGGAUGUUACAGCAUCACCUUUUGAUGCAAUUACACACUUACGUUCAGUUCAUUGCUUUCUACGAUGAUGGUGAAGAAAUCGAUUAUAUCGAAAAUGGAACGAUGGAAGACAAAGGAAAGGAGAACGGUAUCUAUCAGGCAGCACAACACGGACCAGCUAUAACUAAAAACCAAACCGUUUGUAGUUCCCUUCCUUGCACGUCUAGUCAACCCUUAGCGGUGCCGACAAAUCGGAAGCACUCCCUGUCGGAGGAUAUAUAUCCGGACAGUCUAACGGCCACUAGUAACACCAGACCAUCGUCAGCGAGUCAUCGAUCCAACAUCAGUCAUUCAAGUGUUGGCCAAACGGCGUCCAGUACGGAUAACGACGAAUCGAUAGCUUCGAUGGAAGACGAAGAUAAAAUCAAACGACUCUUAUCGGCUUUUGAUGAGUGUGAUAGGAAGGCUGUGAUGAAAAUUCCCGCUGCAUUGAACUCCGAAGAUCUAUCGCUGAUGGUGCGGCUUUGGCAGGCAGGUUAUUUCAAAGGCGAGCACCAUCUGGAGGAAAUAAUGUACUUUGAAAACUUACGCCGGUCGCAGCUGUUACAGUUGGUGGACAAGUUUCGAGAGGUCCUCAUUAUUUAUGAAACUGAAGAUCCGGCAAUCGCAAGUCUCUACACUGUAGCACAGUGAUGAAAUUCAAUCGAAAUCAAAACACAUUAGUAACAAUUGUGAAAAAAAAACUUUAUUCGUUUAGGUAAUGGUAGCAAAGAAAGCCCUACCUUCAAGCUCUAAAAUCCGGUACACCUUCGAAUGUACAGCCAGAUCUUUGAAUGAUUUGUCUUGCGGCCCAGAUGCCGCACUUGAUACAAAUAUCGUAACUAUGUCCUUGUACCAAUUGUGCCAGGAAGCCACCGACAAAAGCAUCACCAGCACCGUUCGUGUCCACUAUCUGUGCCAGUUCCAGCUUCUCUACUGGAAAUUCCUUCACAGACCCACCCCGAACUAGCAGGACCGGAUCGCUACCUUGCGUUAUGAUAACAAUUCGUUCUCGGGACUCGUUCUGUUUUGGCAUUGCAGCAAUUUUA